This is a messenger RNA of Pyricularia grisea, 402 nucleotides long. RefSeq lists its product as uncharacterized. The record is from RefSeq and is a predicted model, not a curated record. The transcript has a single exon. The coding region runs from base 1 to 402 and encodes 133 amino acids. NCBI's taxonomy places the organism in Eukaryota, Fungi, Ascomycota, Sordariomycetes, Magnaporthales, Pyriculariaceae.
AUGUUUGUGACCACAAACAACAUUGCUACCUUUGACAUCGCCAUACCCUCACGCGUGCACGUCGCCAUCAAGUACGACUCGCUCAAUGAGAAGCAGAUGCGUGCCAUCUUCAAGGGCUUCCUCGACAAGCUCGAGCCGAACGCCGUAGACGGCUAUGACGAGAUCCUCGAGACGUGGUUCGAGGAGACCAUCCGCAAAGCCCAGUUCGACGGCCGCCAGAUCCGCAACACGGUCACAGUCGCGCUGGGCUUGGCGCGCACGGCACGAGAGGACAGCCCCGGCGACGGCAAGCUUACCAAGGAGCACCUGAAGAUGGCGUUUAGCAGCGUGGCGGCGUUUCAAAACGACUUUCGUUUCCAGACGGAGUUUUGCAAGGAUGCUCAGAAGGCUAUGGUGAAAUAG